Messenger RNA from Cinclus cinclus, 1940 nucleotides. RefSeq names its product LanC like glutathione S-transferase 2 (gene LANCL2). The record is from RefSeq and is a predicted model, not a curated record. Gene Ontology annotation, biological process: carbohydrate metabolic process; peptide modification. Lineage: Eukaryota; Metazoa; Chordata; Aves; Passeriformes; Cinclidae. The transcript is spliced from 9 exons. The coding region runs from base 1 to 1371 and encodes 456 amino acids. Gene Ontology annotation, cellular component: plasma membrane.
AUGGGAGAGAGCAUGUCCAAGAGGCUGAAGCUGCAGCUGGGCGGUGAAGCUGAGAUGGAGGAGCGGGCUUUCCCCAACCCCUACCCCGACUACCAGCCCCAGGGAGCCGUGGCAGCCCCCAGCGCGGCGGACGCCCACCGGGACAGGGCGCUGAAGCCGCCGGCGGAGGAGGAGUCUCUCCCCUUCGGCGCCGACGGGAAGGUCAAUACUCGGUUCUCAAAACGGAUCCAGGCAAAAAUCAAGGACCUUCUGCAACAAAUGGAGGAAGGGCUGAAGACGGCAGAUCCACAUGACUGCUCUGCCUAUACUGGCUGGACUGGUAUUGCCCUCUUAUAUCUGCAACUGUACCGUGUCACAAAAAACCAGAGCCAUUUGCAGCGAUCUCUUGAUUAUGUGAAGAGAAUCCUUCGCAAUCUGAAUGGCAGAAGAGUUACUUUCCUCUGUGGUGAUGCUGGGCCAUUGGCAGUGGGUGCAGUGGUUUACCACAAACUAAAAAACGACAGUGAAUCUAAAGAAUGUGUUGCCAAGUUGUUGCAACUUCAAAGGACAGUCAUCAGCACAGAUUCCGAACUUCCAGAUGAGCUGCUCUAUGGAAGAGCAGGUUACCUGUAUGCCUUGCUGUACCUGAACACUGAAAUCGGUCCAGACACUGUCCCACAGUCUGUUAUCAAAGAGGUAAUAGAUGCUAUUAUUGAGUCGGGGAAAAACUUUUCAAAGGAGGAACGGAAGACAGACCGUUGUCCUCUGUUGUACCAGUGGCACAGGAAGCAGUAUGUUGGAGCAGCCCAUGGAGUGGCUGGGAUCUAUUACAUGCUCAUGCAGCCAAUUGCAAAUGUGGACCAGGAGACCCUGACAGAGCUGGUGAAGCCAAGCAUUGACUAUGUACGUCAUAAAAAGUUCCGAUCUGGGAAUUACCCAUCAUCGCUGAGUAACGAGACUGACAGGCUGGUUCACUGGUGCCAUGGUGCCCCCGGAGUCAUCCACAUGCUCAUGCAAGCUUAUAAGACUUUUAAAGAGGAUAAGUACUUGAAAGAUGCUAUGGAUUGCAGUGAUGUCAUCUGGCAGAGAGGUUUAUUGAGAAAAGGAUAUGGGAUCUGCCAUGGUACUGCUGGCAAUGGUUACUCCUUCUUGUCUCUCUAUAACCUAACUCAGGACAGAAAGUACCUCUACCGAGCUUGCAAGUUUGCUGAAUGGUGUUUGGAGUAUGGUGCACACGGAUGUCGUAUUCCUGACCGACCUUAUUCCCUCUUUGAAGGUAUGGCUGGAGCUAUUCACUUCCUCUCAGACAUUUCAGUACCAGAGAGUUCCCAGUUUCCAGCGUUUGAACUUAGACCUCAAAAGAGAGAAAACAAAGUGGAACAGGACGGCUAAAACCAUCAUUUUGAAAGGAAACUGAUGCCAAAAGAGAUGAGACUGUUUAGUGCCUCUGAUAGUGAACCAACUUGACGCUGAACUGACAGAUGGAUGAAGCCCUCUUCUCACCCCUCCUGCCCCAAAGGACCACAAAGUUAUUAGAGCAUGAACAGGAGAAGCCACACUUGAGUUCUGUUAAAGUGAUACCUUCUGAUGUAGGACCAGAGAAGUCAAGUUCUGAACUUUCUCUUUUCCGUUGUAUUUGUCUUCUUCAGGUCUUUGCCAUGCUCUGCACGUUUAUUGGUGUUGUGUGUUGAUCCGAGUCUUUUGUUGUUAGCCAAAAGCUGGUCUCUGUGUGAAUCUCUGUCCUGUACCUUUGUGCAUGACUCACAAGAGCAGUGUUGCUUUCUGCAGCGUGGUCACCUGCAGAGAGAGUUCGCUGCAGGACAGUGCCCAGCUUCACUGGUGUGCUGGCAGCUCUAAAAAGAGAUGAAAAAUGUUUUUAUGUUCAUUUUUUUCCUGCCUUUUUCUCCACAGUCCUUACAAGCUAAGCUGGUGGAGAUCAGCUGGUUUUGAUGAAGAGGCAU